Messenger RNA from Vicia villosa (hairy vetch), 1553 nucleotides. RefSeq names its product acyl-CoA hydrolase 2-like. Bases 49 to 1299 code for a protein of 416 amino acids. Lineage: Eukaryota; Viridiplantae; Streptophyta; Magnoliopsida; Fabales; Fabaceae. The transcript has 15 exons. Gene Ontology annotation, molecular function: fatty acyl-CoA hydrolase activity. Gene Ontology annotation, biological process: fatty acid catabolic process; acyl-CoA metabolic process. The record is from RefSeq and is a predicted model, not a curated record.
UAUCUCAACAUGUGAUUAUAAAAAACUAUGGUAAAUUCAUAAUUUUGAAUGUUUCGUUGUUUACUUCAACUUCACGCAAUUAACAUUUUCUGUUCUUGCAUGGCUGGUUCUUGUGAAGAGCCUGGAGAGUAUGUUGUUCGCAAAGGAGAAUCUGGAGAUGGUCUUUACUUCAUUUCGGAAGGAUUGGCUAAGGUUAUUGGAUCUGAUAUCGCUGAUGAUGAAAAGGAUCAAGAUUUUCAACUUAAAAGAUAUGACUAUUUUGGAUCUAGUUUAUCUAAUGCAGUUCACCAUGCUGAUGUCGUAGCUUUGACUAAGCUAUCUUGUCUAGUGCUGCUGCAUGAGUACUUGGCGCUGUUGCAGCCAAAGUUUAUCGACAGUGCAGAAAAAUCUCUUGAGAAAUGCUCACCUAUAGAGCAUAUAUUGCACUUGGAACCAAUAGAGGUAGAUAUUUUUCAAGGAAUAACCCCUAUAGAUGCUCCAAAGUCUGAUAAUGUGUUUGGGGGACAGUUAGUUGGACAGGCACUGGCUGCAGCAUCAAAGUCUGUUGAUUGUUUAAAAAUUGUUCAUAGCUUGCAUGCGUAUUUUCUUCUUCCGGGGGAUUUUAACAUACCAAUUCAAUAUAAAGUUAAGCGUUUGCAUGAUGGAACAAACUUUUCUAUGAGGAAAGUGGAUGCCAUUCAAAAGGGAAAUGUCAUAUUCACUUUGCUGGCUUCAUUUCAGAAAGAGGAGUUAGGGUUUCAACACCAGGAAGUGUCUAUGCCAUCUGUCCCUACCCCAGAUGAGCUUGUAUCAUUGGAAGAGUUACUAGAGCAACUUCUUACUGAUCCCCGUCUUCCAAUAACUUACCGGAACGAAGUUGCUAGAGCUCAAUUCAUUCACUGGCCCGUAGAGAUAAGGUUCUGUGAACCUACACUUGAAACAAAUCAGACCAAGUCUCCUCCUAGUUUGAGAUACUGGUUUAGAGCAAAGGGAAAGUUGUCGGAUGAUCAGGCCUUGCAUAGGUGUGUGGCUGCAUUUACUUCUGAUAUAAUAUUUCUUCAAGUAAGUAUGAAUCCCCAUCGUCGGAGGGGUUUAAAGAUGAGUACCUUGAGUUUGGACCACUCCAUGUGGUUUCACAGACCUUUUAGAGCUGAUGACUGGGUGCUAUAUGUGAUCUUUAGUCCUACCGCCUUUAAUGCGCGCGGCUUUGUUACAGGCCAAAUGUUCAAUCAGAAAGGAGAGCUACUUGUUUCAUUGGUUCAAGAAGGCCUGACGAGGAAGCAUAUUCCCAAAAGACCAGCCACCAACUCUAAGUUAUGAAUUAUCACCCCCAACAAAAAUAUUAACCAACUCUUAAGUUUUCCACAUGAUGUGUGGUUUUCUUUUUAGAUCUCUUUUGAUGCAGGUCUUAAAUAAAAAAGUUUGAUAAGCAAUUCAAUCAUUGGUUAUACUAAUCUGCUUAAAAAAACCUCUUCUAUACGAAUAGAAGGAAGGAUGAUUGUUGAUAAUUCUUUAUAUGUAGUUAUAGACACUAUUCUUGGGUGUAGUCAGUAGUAGUUGUAAUAAAAAAAAUA